AUGACUAGCUACCGCCGCAACAAUGUCAAUACCAGCGCCAUAACUAUCACGGAAUACGCAACACCGUCCCCCCUGGACUGGUUCGUCAUCGGCUGCAUGCUAGCUCUCUUCGGUACGGGAGUAGCAUCGCCGUGGAUUACACCGGGAGACCACAUAUGGAACCUGCUUACGCAGUACUUUCCCGGCGGCGCCGAACAGGCGCUUUGGAUGGCUCGCACUCUUGUGCCUUUACUUGCCUUUGCUCAUGCGGGAGAGGUGGUGCUGUUUGACCAGUUGCGGAUGCGGAGACAUGGGGUGAGAAGGUGGUCGAGGGUUUGGUGGAUGUGGGAGAUUAGUUGCGCUGUGGAGGGGAUUAGAGCGUGGAAGAGGGUUGAUGGAGUGAUCGCGCAUAAGAAAAAGGAAUAA
Molecule: messenger RNA, 405 nt
Organism: Pseudogymnoascus verrucosus
Lineage: Eukaryota; Fungi; Ascomycota; Leotiomycetes; Thelebolales; Thelebolaceae
Exons: 1
Coding region: 1-405 (134 amino acids)
Source: RefSeq, a predicted model, not a curated record